CGUCAGUUUUGUUAUGUUUAAAACAACUAGUUUUUCAAGAAAAUGUUUAUAAAACUAAAGCAUUUUUAGUUCUAUAGGUAUAUAAAGUGCUUAAUUUAAAAUGGAGUGUAAUUUUUGUGGUUCAACAAGAGACUGUGUUAAAAAAACCAACGAAUACUAUGUGGAUAUGUUGUAUAUUGUUAUACCAAACUUUAAUCCAGAAGAGUAUACAAACCCGAAUAUUUGCCAAGACUGUGAUAACUUAGUUACUGAUAUUUUCAAUUUCAAAACAAUUUGUUUGGAAUUCGAAGACAGCCUCUGUAAUUAUAAAACCGGAGAUGCAACCGAAAUUGAUUUGGAAAAACUAGUUGGGCUAACAUCAUUCAGCAAAGGCAAACUUUGCAGAGCUUGUUUCGAAGAAAUCGAAGAUGAUUUAUUUGUAAAUUUCAAUGUCGGCGAUAGUGUACUCAAGCAGUAUCAAAGGAAAUGCCUGUUUAAUUUGAAUUUUUUCUCAACCAAAGAUCCAGUAAUGUGCAUGCGCUGCGCCAAUUUCAUAGAAAAAUAUUACCUUUUUAUACAGCAUUUUGAAACCAUCAAACCCAGCCAUAAAUACAAAAAACCGCUUUGGGAAACAAUUGCCAAUGAAGCUGUUUUAAAUAAAAUUGAACCUACCGAAACUCAGGAUGAUUCCAGAAUCAGUGCACAUUUCAGUGAUAAUGAAGUUAAUGAAAUAUUUGAUGUGGUUAAAGAAGAAAUUUCAAUAGACGAACACGUUUUAGAAAAUCCAGAAAAUUCUUCUGUUAUUUUAAAUGAAGAAAGUGGUUUACUUGAGGAAAUUAAUAAUUGUGAUAUUGAGAACGACACAUCUGUAAGUUACAAUAAAGAAGUAAUAGACAGUAUAGAAGAAACUAACAAUAUAGAUGAUGAUAGUAAUAAAAAUGGUUCUCAACUUCUUGGAAAUGGAAUCAAAGAUAAGUCUCAAGAUCUCCGCCUAAAUGAAAGCGGCAGUUCAACGAGAGCAUUGAAUAAUAAUAAACGGAAAAGGGCGCCUUUAGUAACAAUUUCCGAUGAUGAUAAUAACACCGUUACCACGGAAAGCAGUAGAUCUGAAACUGAUAUUUCGACAAAAUCAACUAGAAACCGCAAAUCUAGAAAGAGCAAACGAUUAGUAACGAAAAAGAGAAAUCAUCGUGAAAAAGAUUCCGAUUUUAUUCCGGAAAAUGAAUCAAAAAGCGAAUCGGAAAGCGAUUCUGAUUACAAUGUUGAUGAUGAUGACGAUUAUAACACCAGAAAAAACAAGAAGCUGUAUAAAGUUACUCCCACAUGCUUCCAUUGUAAGUAUUGCUCGCACAAAGACACCGACAGCAGUCGUUUAGCUCUACACAUGUCAACUUGCAAUAACCGAAUCGUUGAACGAAAAUUAUUUGCCUAUGUGCCGUCCCAAUCGGAUCAAAACUUACCAAAACAGGCAGGCGUAGGUGUGUCGGUCAAAAAGACGAAACCCUCGCAUCGGGGUAUUGUUAGAUCCAAUCCUCUUCUUGUGGCUUUAUUAACCGAAUCGGACUCCGAGUCCGUCGAUUCUGAAACCGAACCUUUAUUGACCUGCCUUUUGACGGCUCACAAAGCGCUUCCGGACCCUAGGAAAUCUAAUUGUAAAAAAUUUUCAAAGACUGAUCAAAAUUUCCUGAUGCAAAAGCUUACAAUGCAUCCGGCUUUGCCCGAGUCCACAUUGUACAUAUUACAAAAAAUUUGCGCAAUAAAAGAUAAACGUAAAGCUAAAAUGCGACUAAGGCUAAAAAGAAAAACGAAAGCGGUUCAAGCGGAUGGCAACCGAAAAUCGGAUGUCGUUAUAAACGUCGAUGCAGUACCGGGACAAAGUAAUUGGACGAAUAAUACGUCAAUUGCUAACAAUUCUCAAUUUUUGCCUGUAGUUCCUGAUCAGCAGCUGGUUAUAUGGCCGCAGCAAGCAUCUACAACUGAAUCGGCAGUACCUUAUUCCGCUUCGAACGCUGUUCCUAAUCAGCAGUUGGUUAUGUGGUCUCAGCCAGCUUCUCUGCCAAAUGUUGCUGCUAAUCAGCAAUUGGUUGUAUGGCCCCAGCAAGGAUCUACGGAUGUCCCACCUGGAUCCGCAGCACCUCAUUCCAACCCAAACGCCAUUACUGUUGCUAAUUUUCAAUUACAAACCACACAAACGCAAUAUUACAGUAUUACAUCCACUACCAGUUCCGCUAACGUUCCAGUUAGUACCAACCCUUCUAAACCGAUCCCAAUUCUGCCUAACCCAUUUCAACCGGCAACUUCCCAAAGUCCGCAUAUUAGCGAAAAUAUGAAAAGUCUAAUUAUGGAAUUCCUAAAGAGUAAAUACGCCGAACAGCCGAAUAUAAGUCAGGCGUUCGAUUUGAAGUAUCCUACUAUUGCGCCGAAACAGCUGCCUCCUGUUGCUGCUUCUACUGGUAAUUCCGUCGAAAGUUGUAUAGAUUUGACGUUCGAGGAUCCGAAUAAUCCCAAUCUGUUGGAGACCUUAGUGGAAGAGCUGAUGUUACCGGAUGUGAUAGCGGAUGAUAAUUUUGAUGGCGCGGCCGAUGCGGAUCCCUUGUCUUUGGAUACGGCAACGAACACCGUUACUGCGGAUCCAAUCGCUGAAGAUGUUGAAAAGACGUCGAGUCCAGGCGAUAAAACGAUCAACGUUUUACCGGCCAUUGUAGUCCCUAUAGAUAAGAAUGAAUUGAGUUGUUCAGACCAAAAUGAAAACACAACAGCUUCAACUCUUGUUAAAGAUAUUCCGACAAAGGACAAAGUAAACGAGAAUAAAGACAAAGACGAUCCUGAAAUAGAUACGGUUAUCUUUGAUUUAGAACAAGUUCUAGCCACUCCUGAUGCUGAUAAAACUAAAUCCGCCGAAGUAGAAACGAUGCAAUUAAACGUAUCGGAUACUGACGAUGAUGAUAAUGAUGUUGAUUAUGUACCUGAUGAUGCUGUAAACAGUUCUGAAUCUAGCGAAGCUGAAACGAUUAAAGAUUUAUUAUCGAAUUUCGCAUCUAAAGCUGUUCCUGUUGACGUUUCUAGAAAAAAUGAUAUACCAAUCGUUAAUGAAGAUCUUAUUCUUAGAAAUCUCUUGUUGGAUCAAAAGAAAUUAGAUGAUCUUCAACAAUAUAUAAACCGCAACUCUGACGUUUCUGGAAAAAAUGCCGAAGAUAAUCCGUCAAACCAACAGUUGCCUUCUACAUCUGUUACAAUACAAAUUGACGACGAUUCCAAUGAUCCGUCAUUUUCAACUGCUGAUGUUACAACGGACAUCGACGAUAAUCAGUCAAAAGAAAAUCACCAUGCUGAUCCUUUGCCUUCAACAUCGACCGCAACUGCUGAUGUUAUAACGGUGAUUAAUGAUAAUCAGUCAGAAGAAAACCUCCGUGCUGAUCCUUUGCCUUCAACAUCGAUCGCAACUGCUGAUGUUACAACGGUGAUUAAUGAUAAUCAGUCAGAACAAAAUCGUCCUGAUGAUCCGUUGUCUUCAACAUCGACCGCAACUGCUAAUGUUACAAUAGAGAUCGAUGAUAAUCAGUCAGAAGAAAAUCGUCCUCCUGAUCUUUUGCCUUCAAUAUCGACGGAAACUGCUGAUGUUACAAAGGAAAUAAAUGAUAUUCAAUCAAAAGAAAAUCGUCCUGUCAAUCAUUUGCCUUCAACAUCCACAGCAACUGCUGAUGUUACAAAAGAAAUAAACGAUAAUCAGUCUAAAGAAAAUCGUCCUGUUGACCCAUUGCCUUCAACAUCCACAGCAACUGCUGUUGUUACAAAGGAAAUAAACGAUAAUCAGUCUAAAGAAAAUCAUCCUUCAUUAUCGACUGCAACUGCUGAUGUUAAAAAUGAAAUAAGUGGUAAUCAGUCCCAAGAAAGUCAUUGUAAAGCUUCGAUAUCCAAUGAAACUACUGAUGUUACAAAGGAAAUAAACGAUAAUCAGUCAGAACAAAAUCGUCCUGUUGAUCCGUCGACAGCAGCUGCUGAUCUUACAAUAGAAAUAGACGAUGAUCAGUCAUCGCAAAAUAGUGGUGCUGAUUCCUUGCCGUCAACAUCAACAGCAACCGCUAAACCAAAACGGAAACGACUUAACAAAUUGCCGCCAAUAUCGUCACGAACAACUGACGUUACGAUAGAAUUGGAUUCGGACGGGGAUAUCAGCAGCGUCAAAGAACCGAUCGAUGGUAUACGAGUGUUGGCUACUUCGCGAUCAGAAAUGAAGAACAGAAUUUCGAAAUUAGCCAAUAUGUCCAAUACCGCAACGAGUUCAGAUAAAAAAGUUGUAACAAUGGCGUUGAACAACCACCUAUCCUGUCCGUUCGAACUCGCCAUAUUCAAAUGCGAUACGUGCGCUUACAACACGAGAUUCUUUCGGCUGAUCGAAGAACAUUCUUUGCAGCAUUUCGACGUGUUCAACAAGAGUGAGUCGUACAUUUGCAUGCACUGCUCUGUAAGCUUCAAGGACAAAUCAAAGUUGGCGAAGCAUCUUCAAAUCGAGCACUCUCAAUUUUUCUAUACUUUGUGGUUCUGGUGCGUGAAUUGCACGACGCCGUUUUCGAGGCACACCGACGUGUUGCGGCACAACAAAAGGUGCGCGAAUAAGAACAUCACGGUGAAUUUGUUCAAAAGCAACCAUACAGUGUUUUGCAUGAUUUGUUAUUUCGAAACGUCCGCGGUGGAUAAGGCGAGAACGCAUUCAAAAACGUGCGUAACUCGGCACGUUAGACCUGUCGAGGUAAUCGAGUUGGAAUAGAUUUUAUAACCAUCAGAUCGAUUUAUUUUCAGCCGUUUUUUUAUUAUUGUUGAAAUUUAUGUCAAAUUUAUUUCGGCCGAAUGUUUUUACGUUUUAUCCGACUGAAUGUAUUUUCUGCCAAAUAUUUUGGAAUAAUCGAUUAUAUAACCAUCAGAUCGAUUUAUUUUCGGCCGAAAAUACUUUCAGUCGAAUUUUAUUGAAAUGUAUAAGUCAAAUUUAUUUCGGCCGAAUGUUUUGUUUCAUUCGACUGUAUUUUCGGCCAAAUAUUUUUGACCGAACAUACCAUCGAGUUGGAAUAAUCGAUUAUGUAACCAUCAGAUCGAUUUAUUUUCGGCCGAUAUUUUUAGCCGAAUUUAAUUAUUGUUGAAAUGUAUAAGUCAAAUUUAUUUCGGCCGAAUGUUUUACUUUUUAUUCCGCUGAAUGUAUUUUCGACCAAAUAUUAUUUUUGACGGAACAUACCAUUGAGUUGGAAUAAUCGAUUAUAUUGUUUAUUUUCAGCCGAAUUUUAUUGUUGUUGAAAUAUAUAAGUCAAAUUUUUUUCCGCGAAUGUUUUACGUUUUAUUCGACUGAAUGUAUUUUUGGCCGAACAUACCAUCGAGUUGGAAUAAUUGAUUAUAUAACCAUCAGAUCCAUUUAUUUUCGGCCGAAAACAUUUUCAACAGAAUUUUAUUAUUGUUGAAAUAGUCAAUUUAUUUCGGCCGAAUUUUUGAUCUAGUUUGUUUUAUUGAAUUGAUUUUCGGCCGAAAUUCUUUUCUGUCGAAUUUACUUUAGGUCAAAUUUAAUUUCGGCCGAAAGUAUUUUUAUUCGGCUGAAUGAAUAUUCGCUCUAAUUUAUCUUCGUUUGAAUUUAUUGUCUGUCCAAUUUAAUUUUGGAUAAUUUAUUUUUGGCCGAACUUUUUUUUUUAAUUAUGACACGGUAUUUUGCAUGAUUUGUGAUUAUUUAACCGAUUAGAUCGAAUUAAUUUUGACCGAAUUUGUUUUCGGCCGAUUUUUAUUAUUGUUGAAUUGUAUUUCGGCCGAAUAUUUUACGUUUUAUUCGACUGAAUGUAUUUUCGACCAAAUAUUAUUUUUGGCCGAACAUACUUUCAAACGUUUUUUGGGCCAAACACAUUUUAGAUCUAGUUUGUUUUGUUGAAUUGAUUUUCGGCCGAAAUUAUUUUUAUUCGGCUGAAUGCAUUUUCGCUCUAAUUUAUCUUUGUUUAAAAUUAUUGUCUGUCGAAUUUUAUUUUGGAUAAUUUAUUUUCGGCCGAACGGUACCUUCUUAAUUAUGACACGGUAUUUUGCAUGAUUUGUGAUUAUAUAACCGACUAGAUCGAAUUAUUUACGGCCGAAAAUAUUUUCGGUCGAAUUUUAUUGUUUUUAACCUUAUUUAUUUUUGGCAGAACGUGCCUCCAAACGUUUUAUUCGACUGAAUGUAUUCUCGGCCUAAUUUAUUUUUGACCAAACAUACUUUCAAACGUUUUAUUUAAAUGCAUUUUUGACCUAAUACAGCUUGAUGAUUUUAUUUUCGGCCGAAUUUAUUUUCGGUCAGAUUUAUUUUAGGCCGAAUUAAUAUUUGAUCGAAUUUUAUUGGUGAUAUUUAUUUUCGGGGGAACUUACCUCUAGGCUUUUAUUCGGUAUUUUCAGUCUAAUUUGUCUAUACUCUUGAAUUUAUUUUCAGUGGAUCUCAUUUUUGGUCAAAUAUAUUUUCGGCCGAAAACAUUUUCGGUCGAAUUUUGUAAUAGGUGGAAUUAUUUAUGUCAAAAUUUGUCUACUGUUAAAUUUAUUUUCUGUCGAAUUUUUUUCAGGUCAAAUAUUUUCGGUCUGAUUUAUUAUAAGUCAAGUUUAUUUUCGGCCGAAUUUAUUCUUGACCAAAAUUAUUUUCGGUCGAACCUUAUUUACUCUAGGCCGAAUUUGAAAACGUUUAAUUCGGCCGAAUGUACUUUCGGCUUGAUUUAGUUUCAGUUGAAAUUAUUUUUAACCGAAUUUAUUUUUGGCCCUAUUUAUUUAUUGGCCCUACGUUAUCUUCUUAGAAUACAACACGUUUUGCAUAAUUUGUUAUGCUUUACUCGGCAAAUUAAACGCGUCAAGGUUAUGGAGUUUGAAUAAUCCAUAAAAUAAUCGAUUUGCGUUCGGUCGAAGUGAUUUUUAACCGAAUUUAUUCUUGGCCGAAGAUUUUUUCAACCGAAUUUUAUUAUAGGUGGAAUUUAUAGUCAAAUGUAUUAUUGGUGGAAUUUAUAGUCAAAUGUAUUAUUGGUGGAAUUAAUAGUCAAAUGUAUUUUCGGCCGAAUGUUUUUGCUCCAAUUUAUUUUUGACCGAACGUACUAAACGUUUUAGUCGACCGAAUGUAUUUUUGCGAAAGACUUCUUAUUCGGCCAAAUGCGUUUUCGGCAUAAUUUGUGUUCUGUUGAAUUCAUUUUUGGUCGAAAUUAUUUUCUGUCGAAUUUAUUAUAGGUCAAAUUUAUUUUCGGCCGAUAUUAUGUUCGGUCCGAUUUAUUAUAUAUCGAAUUUAUUUCGGCCGAAUUAACUAUUGACUAAAACUAUUUUCGGCGUUACUUGGCUACUUAAACCCGUCGAGGUAUCGAGUUGGAAUAAUCGAUAAGAUCGAUUUGUUUUCGGCCAAAUUCAAUUUUGGCCGAAUUUUUAUAUUCUGUAUAUAAUGUAAAUAUAAGUGUAAAAGUAUACGGAAGUAUUAAAUAUUUACUUUAAUGAUCUUAUACAGGGCAUUUUAAAAGUUCGAGUGUUUAAUAAUGUCUUUAUUUAUAUAAAAAAGUAAGAAAUGAAAAAAAAAGUUCGUCGCUUUUCACUUUUUUUUUUAUUUUAAUAUUCCUUUUUUUCUUCCUGUUUUUUUUUUUAAUUUUUUGUUCUUUUUCCUUUUUUGUUUUUUUUUCCUAUUUUUUUUUUUUUACUUAUUUGUAAAGCAGCCGAAUCCGCUGCCGAAUUCAACUUGUAAAUUUGAGAAUUCCGCGGCAAAAUUGUUGACGUUCUCGGGUCCCAUGUUGGGAGCCAUUUAUGUCACCUUAACUUAGCUGAAUCUCAUAAGUUUAUUUUAAAUUUUAAAGUAAAGUUAAGAUUUUAAAUAUAUAGGAGUACAUGUAUUUCAAUAACACUCUGUAUAUCCAUUCGAAUGUUUGGUACGCACAUUCAGUAGGUACAUGUAUUUAAAUAAUACUGUCAGCCUUUUUUUUAUAUACUUUUAAUUUUUUUGGUUUGUUUAAAUAAGUCUUAAAGUGUACAUAAAUAAAGGUCUUUAUAAAAAAAGUAUGUUUUCUUUUAUUCAUAAUAGUUCAUGUGGAAAAAAGUUUAUUCUAAAUUACAAUGUAAUGGUAUAUACAUAUACAUGACAUACAGUAGGUUGUGAAUGUAUAAUAAUAGUAUAAAAGUAAUAGGGCGAAUAUAAGAAAAAAAAGUAGUAUAAUGUCUAGUGGCCGACCGAAGGUUCGGUUUCUGUUUCGUUGUCUGCCAGUUUCGGCCUAAAAUAACAGUAAUUUCGGUUUCGGCCAGCUAUUGCGCCAUCACGCGGCCAUAGAUCACUUGAAACUAGCGCGGUUACCGGUUGUAGCAUAUUUUAAAUAACUUAUUCCAGGUUUCGCUUUGUAAAUAAGACAACAGUAUUAAAAAAAGUAGAACUGUCAUUACCUAAACUACCGACGCCGAAUAAAAACUGAAAAACCCCGGUUAUUCGGGUGAAAUUCAGUUUUUUCCCCGGAUAUUAAACAACUUUUUAGCGAUUUAUUUAGCAAUGUUUGGCAAAAUCGACAUUCGGUGGUACGGGUAAUGUAAAUUUAAAAGAGUUCUUUCAAAUUAUUCAUUUAACGGACCGGUGAAAUUACCGAUCGCGCAACGUAUAACCAUUCAUACGAUUCCGGUGAAUUUCUUAGAUCUAGUUAUAGUGAGCAGUGGUCAACUACAUUAUGAAAAAAGAACGCGUUUUGUCCCACAAUACUGGAUGCUUUUUAAUUAAUGUAAUCAAGAUCUCUACGUCGAUAUCUUGCUCCAUGUCACACCGUAGCUACACCACACACUGAACGACUGUAGCAAUUUGCAUACACAUUUUCUAUGAGAACAAAGUGUUUUUAAUAAAUAAUUCGUCCGGUGACGGACGAGAUAGAAACCCAUCCAUUGAAGCACCGGUACCGGAUCGAUUUCUUUACGGACAUCGAUAAGUAAACAACUCAGUUUGUUUCUACAGUUUUCGGUAAUUUCUACGGUGCGUUAAAAAAACUGAUUGUGUGAAAGAGUAUUUACAUUUACCGGAACCGGCACCGUUAACCGGUUGUAAAAUGAAUAGAUUCAAAUAAACUUUCCUAUUUGACGGAAUUGGCUAACCGGUAGACAAUCGCCGGUUCAUACCACUGGAGGCCCGGUUGUUCUAGUAUCAAAAUGCAACUGGCAAGUGGAUCUGAUAUUAUUUCUUGCCUAGAUUGAAAAUUAGAUCUUGCCUAACCGGCUAACCGAUGAAAACCAGCCAGUUCCAGUAAUUGUGAAAAAGCUCUUACGCUUCUUUCACACGUGCCGGAUACCGGAUAUACAAGCCUGAUAACCGGCAAUAUUAUAUUCAAACUAAUUUGACAUUUCUUUGAAUCUCAGAAUCGAGUUUGCAGUAUAAUUUUACUAUGGAAUUUAUAAGUUCUUCGAUGUCUAUAUCCACACGUGACAUUUUCCAUGCUACACGUCUAUUUUCCACCAUAUUUUAAGAGUGUCUGAACGAUCUUGGUCUAUACACAUGUGAACGUUGUAUAUGCUGUUAGAAUGCGGGUAUCACCCGGACACUUAUUCGAAACUUUGUUCGAAAACUUCCCGGUCGUCCUCCAAACUAGGACAAAUCCGUUUCAAUUGGCUUUCCGCAUCGAUCCGAAGGAUUCCAUCCGCUCCGGAGUAAAAAUUUCAGUACGUUUAUAGGAUAAUUAUCAAUUAUUUAAACAAAUGAAUACACAAUAUUUAGCAACAAGUAUGGUAGUGCUAGAAACAGUCAGGUUUAUACUCUAUAUUAUAUUUUGUACGGUGAAAUGAAAAAUUGUAUUAUUUCCUAAUUAUUUUAAUUUCUUGUAUUUUCUCAUCAUUAUAAUGUAUCUGAUCUGAAAAAUAUCGUAAAUAACCGUUUCAUAUACUAUUUAUAAUGUUGGGAAAUGACCGGUGAUUUAUAAAUCGGUAAGUACCCAGUAAACCACAAAUAGUCGGCAUUCGCUCGGCCUAACACCGGUAUGUACGGGAAGCCAAGUACUCAGAUUGUCGUUGUCGGGGUUUCUUUUGAGCCGGGAGGCCCGUACCAUUUAACGUAAUUUAGAAGUAGAAACCGCAUAUGGUCCAUAUUUGGCUUUCCAGACAUGGGAGACAUGCAUCCUUACGGGCCGAACGCGGUGAAUAUUUGGCUAGCCGGGCAUGGGAGGCAUCCUUACGGGCCGAAUUAUAUAUAGAUAUAUGAAUACGGCUACAAUUUAGUGGGCUGCCGACAUUCGACUGGGCGGACAUGCCCUACCUAUAUGCCGAAGCUGCACUCGUAUAUCGAGACGAGUCCGGCAUCCGGAAAGCCUCCUUCAGUCCAGUUACGGUGCUGAUUAACUGUGUUUAUUGGGUAACCGGUCACUUAUGCGAUCAUUUUCAUUCAUGGACAGAAAUAGUAUUUUUUGAAUAGGUUUCUUCAUGGGAUCUUCAACGAAUAUUGCAAGGAUUUUAAAAUAAUUUGGACCAGUAAUUUAUAAAUCGUCACUUACAGUCAUAACCUAUUUAAAAAACACUAAAUAAUAUGAAUUUAUUUAUUAUAUUUACUUUUACAACUGUAUAUGUAUUUUAUAAAAUUUUCUUAAGCUAAUAUAAAAGGCGAGACUUAGAAAAUCGGUACAAGAGCAUCAAUGAUACUCCCGUGUUUAUAACUAGUGGUGACAUAUCGCUUAUUUUUAUUUCUAUACGAAGAGAAAUGUUUUAUUUACAGAUUUAUAAACCAUAUAAAGGACUUUAUAAUCAAAACACAAUUCGUUAGCUCAAUGAGUUUUUAAUGUACGGUGAAGAGUAAAAAAUUAUGUAAUUUAGUAAUUGAAGGGUCGAAUGCACAAACCACCCAAGUCCAAUGUUCAGAAGAGAUAAAAAAUGUUUUAAAGACAAAAUAUUUAAUUUUUUUUAUUUAGCUGCUAUAUACACAGUAUCGAAAGGUACUCAACCUACUAUACGUCACAGUAUGCUUAGUUAUUGAGCUAGACAACUCGUUUAUGCACAGAAUGAUUCAGAAUUUAAAACUGUGUAAGAACAUCGACUAUGGUAGCGCAGGUGUCUACGGCAUCGCAUUCUUAUGCGAGCCAUUUUCUGGUAAACGAGACACGGUUUCAGAUCCUACAGAAGACCAUGUGAAUUUAUUUGCAUGGUUCUCUAUAGGAUUUGAUGGAUGCCGUAUUAGCAGAAAUUUAAUUUCUGUUGAUAUGACAUCCAGAUUAUUAAAAAUCACCAUGCGUUACCGUUUUCAAUGAUGGUGGGUGGGGUUUUCCUCACCUGUAAAUCAAAUGGCACCAUCAAUCAUCUUUAAGUCGCCCCGGAGCGCCACGGCAAAUAAUAAUAGCCCGUCUCUUUCCCCGGACAAGCUCAGCUUUUGGGGUUAAAAUUCAUUCGUACGGGGGUGAAUUAGGGAGAGUAUUAUUAUUAUUACAUAUUAUUAGUAUAUACUUAGUUAAAUUUUGCAAAAAAAAUAGACCGGUUAAUGCACUGGACCCCUCAAUUGCCAUUAUUUUGUAUUUUUUUAUCAUUAUAAAAUAUCUGAUCUACUGAAAAAUAUCGAAAAUGGCCGUUUCAUAUAGUAUUGGGAAAUGACCGGUCAUUUAUAAAUCGGUAAAUGACCGGUCACUUAUACGCUUAUUUUCAUUCGUGAACAAAAAUGGUAUUUUUGAACAGUCUUUUUUAUUUGAUCUUCAACGAUAUCAGAUAUGUUGAGUUACUACAAAGAUAUUAAGAUAAGUUUGACCGGUCAUUUAUAAGUUAGCAAAUGACGUUACAGGUCACUUAUGAUCACUACCCUGUGGUCAUUUUUAUAAGUGAACAAAAAUGGGUAUUUCUGGAUAGGUUUGAGUUCUUUAACGAUUCCAAAUAUGUUGGGCAUUACAAGGAUAUCAAAACUUUAUCCUAGUUUCCAGAUAUUCAAUAUAAUAUGCUAAACAUAUACCAUUGUUGGCCUUCUAUGCUGAAUACGUUAAAAAAUUAAUUUCUAGGUUAAAACUGGUGGUCACAUUCAAAAGUAAACCGGUGAAAUUGGUAAUUUAUAAAAGUGACCGACAAUACUAUUUAUUUACAUAAUAAAGGUUUUUCGAAAAUUUUUAUCAUCUGCAAAAAUAAGCUACUUAGAUACUUAAUUUUACUCCGCUUAAAUGCACGGCAGGCAACCAUCAUGUACACGUCAAUAUUUAGUAAAUUCAUGUCAUUGACGUCACAUAUGACCUUAAAAUUACAUUUUGAAGUAUUAACUAAAACAUGAAUUAAGACAAUCCACACAGAACGUCAUUUUCACGUUUAUUCAAGAUCCCUCGCAUCGUAGGGAAACUGGUGGUCAUAAUACGAGAAAUUUGUAUGGCAAACCGUUUACUAGUCCUUAUGUUUAAAACGAACUAAAAUUGAAUUUAACUUCUUCCUGUGCAUACUCAAUGCUAUACAUUUUCUAUUAUCUCACUGUAAGACGUAUUUUUGACAUCUUCACGUCAACCCGUAACGUCAUUUUGACGCUAUAAAAUGAUGCCAUUCAUCUGUGACUUAGGGUAUGGUCCGAUAUUAACCGACUACUAACGAUAACUAACUAGGAUUUUUUGACAGACGGUUCCUGAAAAAACUAAUUUAUUGGUUACAUUUGGACUACGGCCGAGCUUUACGUCACUUUUGUGACAGAUUGACAUUUGACUCAAUGAUAACCGUAAAAAUAUAGCAGUUAGUGAAUUCACGCUUAAGUCACAAUUUUCAGGUAUUUUUAUAGUAGGGACCGAAGUUGGAAAGGCUUUUGUCAGUUCUCCCACUUCAGCCACAAGAUUUGACGGUUUUGACGCCAAGUUAACCGAAGAAAAUUAUUUUAUAAAUGGUAAUAACAAUUUCGCGUAAAUGGUUCAACAAAUUGUGAAUAGCUAUUGAAAUAUUCUAGAAUUAUGAUUAGAGACAUUAUUACUUUCUUAAAUAAUUAUUUGUAGCACAUAAAUAGAUACGUUUGCCCGAUUUGGCCGGCAAUAAUUUAAAAUUCUCCGACGGGGUUUGACGUUUACCACCUCUCUGCCUACCAAAAGCCUGUCCAACUUCUGUUCCUGCUAUAUCAGUCGUUCUUUUUUGACGGCACAGGAUUUCUUACAGCAAAAAUAUUAAACCUUUAAAAAGAAAGCUUUCAAUCACAUCAUUCGGACGUCACUUUGGAAGUCAUUCUUACGUCAAAGAUGACUACAUAAUAAUGUUCAAAUGUCAGCUGGUUUCCUGGGUUGACUUCUGGAGGUAAAAAUUCACUCAACGGGUGAAUUAUAGAGAGAUAAUUAUUAAUAUUAAUUUUCUCCACUAAAGAUUGGAAAAUUGUGCAAUUUAAGGUUAAAACAACAGAAUUACCGAGUGCAGUUCAUCUGACAGGGUAGGAUAAUAUUGAUUUCGGCGGAAGGCUUCGCUGAAGCAAUUCAUUUUGAAGGUGCUUGCUAUUAAAUAACUGGAUUAUUUUUCCUAAACACCCUCUUAUAACCCUGUUUUGAAGGAACAUUUUCGCGAAUUUCUUUUCUAACUUCCACAAUUCUAAAAGCCCUGAUAGGCGUGGAUAGUUCCCUGAUGAAGAACCCCACAGCUUCUGCUACCGGAUCGCAAAAAUCCCUUAUAGAGGACGCGAUAUUAUACAAAAAUAUUAAAAUAGGUUGUAUGACGGCAUUAAAAAUGGCGCACAGCAACGGCUUGAGAAAAUAAUCGGAUGUUAAUUGGAGGAUUCCCACUGUAAGAGGUCUUACAAUGGUGUAAAGGAUGAAUCUUAAGAAUUGAAGGACGAAUGAGGUUAGAAAGGAAAAUCCUAUGUUGAAUGUGCCGAAGAGUUCCGCCCAAAAUUUGGUGGUGUAGGCUUCGGUUCGUUCCGCUAGAGCUUCGGUUGCUAGGAUGGGUGAUUUGUCCGUGGUACGGAAG
Psylliodes chrysocephalus is the source of this 13830-nucleotide messenger RNA. The record is from the annotation of a GenBank genome assembly. Lineage: Eukaryota; Metazoa; Arthropoda; Insecta; Coleoptera; Chrysomelidae.